This is a messenger RNA of Histoplasma capsulatum G186AR, 1489 nucleotides long. RefSeq lists its product as uncharacterized. The record is from RefSeq and is a predicted model, not a curated record. The transcript has 2 exons. NCBI's taxonomy places the organism in Eukaryota, Fungi, Ascomycota, Eurotiomycetes, Onygenales, Ajellomycetaceae. Bases 477 to 1304 code for a protein of 275 amino acids.
GGGCCAAGCAACUUGGUAAUCUGUGCUAACUUAGUAUUUGAGACAAAACCCGACACUGUUGACAGACGGCCUUGUUGCUGGCGACUGUCUCCGGGUCUGCUACGCGCAUCCGACCUUCUGGAACUGUCUUCCGCGGGAGAUUCGGAGAUUCGCAAGGCAGGAAAAGGGAAACGGAUACAUCCUGUUUCGUAUUUUCCUUAGACCGCAGCGCUUACUUGUCUGCUUUGAUUCCAACACCGCACAGCCUCAGCAGGCUCACUACAUGUUAUGUAGGACUGCGAAUCACCGAUUUUCCGUCUGCUUGUGAUUUGAUCGGGAGACGAGACUUAUGCCGUUCGCGAACCAGGACUAGAGCAGACUAACGAUAGAACCUGUGUCGCCGCAGUAAAGUCACCCGCUGUAGAGCAAUCAAAUGUCUUUGCUGGUAAAAAGAAAGGAACCGAAAGUAAAAACACAGCUAAUUCGAGUCCGCCUUCAUGGAUUCGAACCCUUAUGAAAAUCGCCUGGACGACCCGGCACCUUCGUAUGAGGAGUCGCUCUCUUCAGCAUCUUACCACAAAGCCACAUCCAAAGAAAUCCCCAGCUCGCUACAUUCUCCACUGCCUCUUCCAACUCAGCUUGCUGAUGCCCGAACCCAACGAAUCAACUCCAUCCUAACAAGAUACGUUGACCCCCUCCUACUCUCCCAAGGCGCCUCAGGGCUCUACAAAACAACCUUUGUCCUUGUCCCCUCAUCCGUCUCCAGCCUACAAGAUGCAGUCAGCAACGCCUACACAACGCCCGUAGAACCCCAAAUCGUCGGCUUCCCGUCCAGCGAAGUCGUCAAGUUGAUCCGCCUCCAAGGCGAGGAGAACGCUAUGGAAUUCUGGCGGCAGCCCGCGGUUGUUGCCGAGCUGGACUCGGCUAUCAAGGCAAAGCUUGUAGCUAGUGGCCAUCGACUACAUCUCCCCGUUAACGGCGAAACAUCCAGCGAUGCUGUUGACGCGGCAAGUGCUCCCGCACCGUCUCCAGAACCCUCGGUACGCACAACGUCGGCCCCAACGAAGAAAUCCUUUUGGGGGAGGACGAAGGACUUGUAUUCCUCCAAGGGUCAGGAUUCGAGAGACGUUGUCAUCAUUGAUAGGAAGCUCGGUUGGCGGGCGCCUGGGGAUCAAAAUGACAAGGUGGCUGGGAAGAUACCUACGGGCUUGGUUGAUGUAUCUAUUGUGUGGAAGGAGGUGUGUUUGCGAAUCGCGAAUGAGAUGGGGCUGUACGAAAGCAAAAAAGGCCCCGCACUUUGCAUGACAGUUGAAGUUGGAUCUUAGUUGUUGUUGUUGUGGUGGUUUUGGAACAAAUUGAAUAAAAUCAAGGAUGUAUUCACCCCUACCCUUGUUGGGAUAAAACCUGAUAAUUCUUCUCAAACUGCUACAUAGUUAUGUAUAUAUAGCUACGCCGCUCUUAGGCCAAAUUAAGAUCUUUAUGGAAAAUGUAAAAUAUUUUUUUAAGGAAA